This is a messenger RNA of Nilaparvata lugens (brown planthopper), 1369 nucleotides long. It is a transcript of the gene Hdc, whose product is annotated as histidine decarboxylase. Lineage: Eukaryota; Metazoa; Arthropoda; Insecta; Hemiptera; Delphacidae. The record is from RefSeq and is a predicted model, not a curated record. The coding region runs from base 202 to 1281 and encodes 359 amino acids. Gene Ontology annotation, biological process: histamine biosynthetic process; L-histidine catabolic process. The transcript is spliced from 11 exons. Gene Ontology annotation, molecular function: pyridoxal phosphate binding; histidine decarboxylase activity.
GAAAUGAGUGAAUCAAGAAAUAAGAAGACGUGCUUUGGUGGACGCACUUGUGAGGUGGUGGCGUGGGGAGUGGGGGUAAGAAGGAGUAGCCUAUAUAAGAAGUUGGAUUUUGUUUUUGUGCGCUAGUUGUGACUCGGAGCCUGCUCUGUUACGUUUUCUACACUAUUCCCGUCAGAAACUAUCAGAUAAACCACUCAAUAUAUGGAUUUUGAAGAGUACCGGAAACGAGGCAAAGAAAUGGUGGACUAUAUUGCCGAUUACUUGAUGAAUAUACGGGAACGGAGGGUGUAUCCCGAUGUGAAGCCCGGAUAUUUAAGGCAGAUGGUGCCUGAUCAUGCUCCUUUUGAUCCCGAACCCUGGGAGAAGAUUUCUGCUGAUAUUGACACCAUUAUUAUGCCCGGAGUAACACAUUGGCAAAGUCCAUAUAUGCAUGCUUAUUUUCCGGCUUUGAAUUCGUUUCCCUCUCUGCUCGGAGACAUGUUAGCCGAUGCCAUCAAUUGCCUCGGAUUCACUUGGGCAUCUAGUCCCGCUUGUACCGAACUUGAGACGGUCGUUAUGAAUUGGCUGGGAAAAAUGAUUGGACUGCCAGAUGAAUUUCUUCAUACUAGAAGUGAUAGUCCUGGUGGUGGAGUAAUACAGACUACUUCAAGUGAGGCAACCUUUAUCUGCUUAUUAGCUGGACGUACAGAAGCUAUCUAUAGAUAUAAAGAACUGGAUUACAACUUGGAGGAUGCUGAGAUUAACAGUAGAUUAGUGGCAUAUUGUUCAGAUCAGGCACACAGCUCAGUAGAAAAGGCAGGCUUGAUAGGCUUGGUGAAGAUGAGAUACAUUGAAUCUGAUGACAACCUGUCCUUGAGAGGAGAUAAGUUGGUUGAAGCGAUCGCACAAGACCGAAACAAAGGUCUCAUUCCAUUCUUCCUUUGUGCCACCUUGGGAACCACUGGGGCUUGUGCUUUUGACAAUCUGCAAGAAUUGGGACCCAUUUGUGAAAAAGAAAGAUUAUGGCUUCAUGUGGAUGCAGCUUAUGCUGGCACUGCCUUUAUUUGUCCAGAAUUUCGAAAAUGGUUGAAUGGUGUACAUUAUGCUGAUUCAAUUGCAUUCAAUCCUAGCAAAUGGAUGAUGGUUCAUUUCGAUUGUACGGCUAUGUGGGUGAAAAACAGUGGAUCGUUGCAUCGUACAUUUAAUGUGGAGCCUCUUUAUUUACAACACGAGAACUCAGGUCUGGCGAUUGAUUAUAUGGUAUGUAUUCAUGGAAUGCAAAAUUUUUUACAUUUCACCUGACUACAUACUUCAUUUGGCUUUUCUGCGCUACUGAUAAUUGCAGAGCAAUUGUAAUAUAAUAUAUAGCACUCAAGUACUUCAAUACACA